AUGUGUGGAAUAAGUGCAUUUCUGUGUCACCCUGGCAAGGAUAGCUCAUUUGAGCAGCCCAACGCCCAAGGCCGCCAUGUGGUAGAUGAAUUGGAGCAUAGUCUGGAUAUUAUUGGCCAUCGUGGGCCAGAUGCUCGUGGGCGUUGGUUAAGUGACGAUCACAAAGUUGGCCUUGGUCAUGUUCGAUUGUCAAUCAUCGAUCUCAGCCCCAGUGGAAACCAACCAUUUCACGACCAAGACAACAGCAUCCACGCCGUUGUGAAUGGUGAACUGUAUGACCACGAGUUUUAUCGCGAUCAGUUAGCAAGCGAAUUCCAGUUUGCAGGCACCAGUGACUGUGAAAUCGUUAUUGCCUUGUACAAACACUAUGGCCUCUCUUUUCUUUCUCAUUUGAGGGGCGAGUUUGCCUUUGUGCUCUGGGAUGCGAACCGGCAGUUACUCAUAGCAGGUAGAGACCGAUAUGGAAUCAAAUCACUCUAUUAUACAGUGGUGAAAGGCAAGUUACUGGUGGCAACAGAGAUCAAGUCUUUCUUGGCAUUUGGAUUACAACCUGAAUGGUGUGUUCGAACAUUGCGAGACCAGAGCUGGAGAAUUGAAUCUCGCACUUUCUUUAAAGGCGUUCACAGAGUUCUCCCGGGACAUUAUCUGAUUAGUCGCCCCAACGAGAAAGAAGAACAAAAGGCGUACUGGGAUCUUGAGUAUCCCGAUAAAUUCUCUCAUGAUGGGCGAUCGGAAGAGGAAAUUGUGCAAGGAGUACGAAAGCGCCUUCUGGAGGCUGUGAGAAUUCGACUGAAGGCGGAUGUUCCCGUAGCUAUCUACCUCAGUGGCGGAAUAGACUCAUCAUCCGUUGCUGGAAUGGUGGCUGAUCUCAUGAAACAGGGGACAAAGUUAGGUAACGAGGCUAACUCAGUCCCGUCGAACAUGAAGUGCUUUACCGUUCAGUUUGAUGAGGAUAGCGGCGCAGAUGAGUCAGCAAUUGCUCGUCGCACAGCGAAAUGGCUGGGUGUCGAUAUUCAUCUCGUCAAAAUGGACGAAGAGGCACUCGUGUCACGCUUCGAGGACGCCGUUUGGCACAGUGAAAUCCCUCUCCCCGACCUCAAUGGAAUGGGUCGGCUGGCACUGGCAGAAGCGGUACAUGCCCAGGGUAUCAAGGUCGUGAUCACUGGGGAGGGUUCUGAUGAGCAUUUUGCGGGCUACGAUGCGUUCCGGGCCGAUUCGCUUAGCGAGCCCGAUCAUUCAUGGCCAGCACUACAACUGACCGAAACCGACCGUCAGGAAGCACUGGCUAUGGCUGCAAAACAAGUCAAAUACGGUAUUUUUGGCGAGUACAGUGAGACUGUUCCAGAUGCGACAAAGCGCAUGCUGAACAACAGCCAUGUCACUAGCACCAUCGCGAGAGUCGGCAGCCUGCCAUUCUCCAAUUGGACGGCCUCUUACGGUAAUGAUCUACCGGAAACUAGUCUCAUUGAAGGGUUUGAUGGGCGUGUCCGCGACAAUAUAACAAAGCGCUGGCACGCCCUUCACACUGCUCAAUACCUAUUCACGAAGUCAUUUAUGCCCCAUUUCAUCCUGCGCUAUAACGGGGAUAACAUUGACAUGGUCAAUCAAGUUGAAAGCCGUUGCCCCUUCCUUGAUCAUCAUCUGACCGAAUAUGUUAACAAUGUGCCACCGAGCCUGAAGCUGAAGUACCUUCCGGAAGAAAAGUCCUUCAGUGAAAAGUACAUUCUUCGGGAAGCUGUGAGGCCUUACGUUACCGAUGAGAUCUACAAAAUCAGCAAGAAAGCCUACAUGGGCCCGAGAAAAUUCUGGCCGGGGGGACCCCUGCACCAAAAGAUUAAGCAACUGGUCACUAAGGAGAACGUGGAAAGCCUGGGCUUUAUAGACUGGAAUGCUACGGAAGAAGCUGUUGAAAAAGCCUUCAACAAACAGGAGCCCAUGGCUCUCCGCCGCACAAUCACCGUUGCCCAGUUUAUUGUUCUAGGGCAGCGCUUCAAAGUCAAGCCAGCCCGUGCCCUGCCGAAUUGA
Penicillium antarcticum is the source of this 2025-nucleotide messenger RNA. Its product is annotated as asparagine synthetase B family protein. Gene Ontology annotation, cellular component: cytosol. Gene Ontology annotation, molecular function: asparagine synthase (glutamine-hydrolyzing) activity. The transcript is spliced from 6 exons. The record is from RefSeq and is a predicted model, not a curated record. NCBI's taxonomy places the organism in Eukaryota, Fungi, Ascomycota, Eurotiomycetes, Eurotiales, Aspergillaceae. The coding region runs from base 1 to 2025 and encodes 674 amino acids.